AUGGGGAAACUGAGGCCAGAGAAAGAGGAGCACCUGGCCCCUGGCCAUACCAGAAGACCCCGCUCCCUCUGGAACCUCUUUCUUCUGCUGUGGACCUUCCUGAAUUGUGGUUUAGGGGGCAACGCUCAGGGUCCAGGUGAGUGGAUGCCAUGGGGUUCCUGGAGUCGCUGUUCCAGCUCUUGCGGGCGAGGGCUCUCAGUACGCAGCCGGAGAUGUAUCCGGUUUCCAAGGGAAGAACUGUGCUGGGGAGACACCCAUGAGUACCGCCUCUGCCAGCAGCCUGACUGUCCCCCAGGGGCCAUGCCCUUUCGAGACCUCCAAUGUGCCCUCUACAAUGGCCACCCCGUCCUAGGCACCCAGAAGACCUACCAAUGGGUGCCCUUCUAUGGUGCACCCAACCAGUGCGACCUCAACUGCCUAGCCGUGGGGCACGACUUCUAUCACAGCUUCGGUCGCGUGCUGGACGGUACCCCCUGCAGUCCGGGCGCCCAGGGACUCUGCGUGGCUGGCCGCUGCCUCAGUGCCGGCUGUGACGGUUUGCUGGGCUCCGACGCCCGCGAAGACCGCUGCGGCCGCUGCGGCGGCGCCAACGAUUCGUGCCUCUUCGUACAGCGCGUGUUCCGCGACGCCGGUGCCUUCGCUGGGUACUGGAACGUGACCCUGAUCCCCGAGGGUGCCAGACACAUCCGCGCCGCCCACCGGAGCCGGAACCACCUGGCGCUGAUGGGCGGCGACGGGCGCUACGUGCUCAACGGGAACUGGGCGGUCAGCCCGGCCGGGACCUACGAGGCAGCGGGCACCCGCGUGAUCUACACCCGCGCCACAGGGCCGGAGGAGACGCUGCGCGCCGCCGGGCCCACCUCCGAAGACCUGCUCCUGCAGGUCCUUCUGCAGGAGCCCAACCCAGGCAUUGAAUUCGAGUUCUGGCUCCCUCGGGAGCGCUAUGGCCCCUUCCAGGCGCAGGCUCAGGUCUUGGGCUGGUCCCCGCGGCAGCCUCAGCCUCGGGAGGUAGACCCUCAGCCCCUUGAGUCCCCCACUGUCAUCCCUCCACCGAUCCCGAUCCCCACUCCAGAGCCCUGUCCCCCCUGCCCGGACACCCGCGGUCGUGCCCACCGCUUGCUCCACUAUUGCGGCAGUGACUUCGUGUUCCAGGCCCGGGUGCUAGGCCGCGUCCGCCAGGCCCAAGAGACCCGCUAUGAGGUGCGCGUACAGCUCAUCUACAAGAACCGCUCUCCACUGCGGGCCCUGGAGUACGUGUGGGCGCCAAGCCGCUGCCCUUGCCCCCCGCUGGCCCUCCAUCGGGACUACCUGCUGGCUGCCCGGCGCCUCAUUAGCCCUGAUGGCACCCAGGACCGGCUGCUACUCCCCCAUGCUGGCUACGCCCGGCUCUGGAGCCCCGCCGAGGACAGUCGCGUGCGCCUGGCUGCACGGCACUGCCCUCUCUGA
Molecule: messenger RNA, 1446 nt
Organism: Rangifer tarandus platyrhynchus (Svalbard reindeer)
Lineage: Eukaryota; Metazoa; Chordata; Mammalia; Artiodactyla; Cervidae
Source: the annotation of a GenBank genome assembly